This is a messenger RNA of Penicillium diatomitis, 2358 nucleotides long. RefSeq names its product LIM domain protein. The record is from RefSeq and is a predicted model, not a curated record. Bases 1 to 2358 code for a protein of 785 amino acids. Gene Ontology annotation, cellular component: Z disc; nucleus. Gene Ontology annotation, molecular function: transcription coregulator activity. NCBI's taxonomy places the organism in Eukaryota, Fungi, Ascomycota, Eurotiomycetes, Eurotiales, Aspergillaceae. The transcript is spliced from 3 exons.
AUGCACCAACCCACUAAACCCAUCGGCCAGCGCAAGGUCUCGCCGCCGAGACCGAGCUAUAUGAAUAGCGACCAGAUGGCAAGUUACCUGAAAGACCUCCGAACCAACCGUCCAGCCCGGCCAACUGGCUCGCGACCGUAUCCGGGUAAACAAGUGGCAUCGUCGACCAACACCGAGGCGGAUCUGCCUCCCCGUGCCUCCUCCGCGUUUUCCAUGUAUCCGACCUCGGACAGCCCUCCCAAGGAAAAACCUCGCAGCGGCAGUGCCAUGUCUCAUCGUCGUACACAUUCCAACGCUGCUGACGCCGGCCCCACAGGUCGACCACUCGUACAAGAACCUCGAUCAGUGUCGGUGCGAAGGACUGCGUUCCCUUCUCAAGUCUUCUCGCGCCCGGUGCCUGCAUCGCCCAGUCCAUCAUUUGGUUCUUAUCGGGAAAAUAAGCAGCGACAUCAAGAGAAAGAGGAGGCACAAAAGCUGCGAGAUGCAUUACAAGAGCUCGACUUGGAAGACGACAUUCGACUACAUCAGGCAGCUCAGGAUGAGGCAACGGAAUUGGUAUGGAUGCAUCAACACCCUGGUGUGGAAUUCAAAAAUCCAUAUGCUCCGUAUCGCAAUCCAGACGUUACAGACAAUGACCAAUCCGGAAGAGAGAUGAUGCCGCGACCUUUGUCAUUGAAGCAUCGCGAUUCCGUUACCUCGAGUACGUCCUCAACUAGUCCACCGAGCGUGCCCUCUAGUCCCGAAUUUACGAGACGCAAAUCGGCCUCGUCGGGAAGACGGCGCUCGUCGCUCGCAGGCAUGGUGAAGAAGAAUCUGAGAGUCAACUUCGCUCUGCCCGAAGAGAAAGAAGAACAAGAACAACAACCAGAAGGGGAUAAGCGGCAAGAGAGAGAAGAGGCUCCUGCGCUCAAGCCUCGAUCAGUGAGUGGUGACUCGUCCAAGGGUGUCUUUCGAAAUCCUGAAGAUCACAUCUAUGAAGAGCCGCCGCAAGCUACUGAGACGAAGCCUGAUCUUUCCAAGUCGGAUUCGUCUGCUCUGCGAAGCAAAUCACGAAGUGCCCUGCCGCGUUUCGGUAAGCCACUUCCUUGGUUGCAGAACCGUGGCGCCAAUGGUGCGGUGCGCGACAAAAUUUCCAAAUUCGAUAUCCACAAGAAUUCACCAACUCAAUCACACAAUCCAUCCUACACCCACAACAACUCGUCGCCUUCACCGCCACGAAGGAAUGACGUGGAGGUUCCAAUGAAAGACGGUAAAGAGAUUCGUAGCGAUGAGAUACGCGCUGCGACGAGCAAGAAGCUCAAAGAUCGAAGUCAAAAAUUGCCCAUGCCCUCCGCGGUCAGUGACCGUGUUGGUCGACCUAUUGUGAGCUUCGAUCCGAAGUGGCGGCCGGGCGACCAGCCACGACCCCAUUCAACUUCCGCACCUGUUGUCCCUCCUGUGCCUAGUAUCAAAAUAGCCCCUAGUAUCGAGAUCUCGGAGGCAGAGACAUCACCUUCGAUCCCGGUCAUCAAUGUCCCUGAUGUCAAAGAGCCAACGAUCUCAGAGAUGCCCCAGCCCGUCCGCCAGCCAACCUCGACGGUACAAGCCAAGCGCGCGGCUUUUGAAAAGAGUCAGGACCAUCAGCAGCCGGCAAAACGGCCGACAGCAGCGAUGAACAGUCGCGCAUACACGCCAUAUUCUCGAUCAGGCAUCCCAACCGCACGCUGCGAGGCGUGCUCGCUUCCGAUUUCGGGCAAAAUUGUCACAGCGGGAGGAUCGCGCUUCCACCCGGAGUGCUUCACUUGUCAUCAUUGUCAAACGGGUCUUGAAUGCGUGGCUUUCUAUGAGGAGCCCGAAGCUUCUCGGAAUGAACGACUAGCUAAUGCUUCGGAUGAUGAAUCGCGCGUGCCCCGAUUCUACUGCCAUUUGGAUUUCCAUGAAUUUUUCAGUCCCCGCUGUAAGAGCUGCAAGACUCCGAUUGAGGGCGAGGUUGUAGUCGCAUGCGGCGCAGAAUGGCAUGUUGGCCACUUCUUCUGCGCAGAGUGCGGUGAUCCCUUCAGUUCAACGACACCCUUUGUGGAAAAGGACGGGUUUGCAUGGUGUCUACGAUGCCAUGGUCGUCGAACCGCACCUCGAUGCUUAGGUUGCAAACAGCAUGUCCUCGAUGACCUCGUCAUCUCCGCCAUCGGUGGACAAUGGCACGAGCAGUGCUUUGUCUGCCACGAGUGUGGUGAUGGAUUUGGACCCGAGGGCCGCUUCUUCGUCCGUGAAGGCGAGCCCAAAAGAACCGCCAAGGGUCGUAUCAUCGGCGGGCCCGUUCAAUUAGCUGUUUGUGAACGAUGUGAGGGUAUUCGCCUGCGGGCACCUGGAAUGUGCUGA